AUGCUCGUCUCUACCCUCCUCGCUGCGUUCGCUGUCGGCUGCGCUGCGGCGCUGCCGUCCGUUGCCCCCAACGACGCCGGGGACAGCCUCAACGACGCCGCCGCUCCCCACAACCUCACGUUCCGCGACAUCGACACACGCUUCACCGUGCCCAACGCCCUCAUCGACUGGUACGCCGACAACUCGAAGCCGUACGAGAACCGCGCGACAUGGUUCCCGUCGGCCAAGGUGCGGACCGACCUGUGGAUCUUCCAGCCGAGCGGGGCGCAGAUGCGCAACAGUGUGCUCCUGCAGUCCAACUUGGCCUCGUCCGAGACGCAGAUGAGCGGCCGGUGGGACCUGCCCGUCGGAUACAACUACCAGCUUGUGUUGACUGUCGCGGGGGACAAGGACCCCGGCCAAGACCAGCAGGAGACGCACUCGCGCGAGUGGGGCACGGUGUGGGGUAACCCGUCCGGCGCGAACGCCACGGCGAGUUACUCGGCCCAGGUCGCCAUCGAGUCGGGCAACGGCACGUCGCCGGCAGUGGGGGGGCAGAAGCCUGUCGUGUUUGGGUAUCCGUCGGCCAAGGACACUUGGGUCGCGCACAGCGCUGGAAACUCGGCGUCAUGGGCGCCAGCAGUCGGCGUCCCAACAGACCUGUGGCUCAAGCCGUGGAACUGGGCCUCGUCGGCGCCGGACCCCGUGCUCGUCGCCUCCGGAAUCAACGCAACUGCCGCGCGCGCGAACGCCGGCGCCUCGCCACUGCCAGUCGGCAAGAGCUUCGUCCUCGUCCUCACCCGCGCUGGGGAGCAGACCUCUGUCCUCGCCACGAGCCAGGCGUUCGAGAUCACCGCCAAGGCGACCGACCCGGCCAAUAUGGUCGCGGCGGGCGCGUUGGACCUCGCGGCGCCAGCUGCUGCGGCGGCGCUCGUCGCUGCGUGUGUUGUUGCCGCGGCGUAG
Molecule: messenger RNA, 942 nt
Organism: Vanrija pseudolonga
Lineage: Eukaryota; Fungi; Basidiomycota; Tremellomycetes; Trichosporonales; Trichosporonaceae
Exons: 7
Coding region: 1-942 (313 amino acids)
Source: RefSeq, a predicted model, not a curated record